GGUUAAGUUGCCGGCGCCAUUUCCGGUUUUGUGAUUCUCCUUGUUUCUCAGUCGGCGACGAUUAGAAUAGUUCAUUCACGAGGGUAAUGGUGUUUACCUGAGAAAUUUUGCGUAACGUUACGCCAUGUGAGGUCUCGUGGUUACGCUGUGAGAGAGGGUGGGGGUUCUCACUUAGCCUAGCGUAACGCCGCGCCACAUGUGGGUGGGAAGGGUUAUGUCUCAAGGUGUCAAAAAUUGCAUACUGUAGAGAUAAGUGAUGCUAUUCUGAAUCGAGGACAAAUGAAUACGAACUACUUGGUUGAAUUUCCUAAUCAGCUUUGAGAUGGAGUGCGUCAUUUGUGUGGAGAAGCUUGAUAGUGCGAGGAGGAGGCCGAAGUGUAUCCCCUGUGGGCACACGGUGUGCCUUCAGUGCAUCUCAACAAGAGGGAAGCAAGUGUGUCCACUGUGUCAGCAGGAAUUCGCCGAGCCGGUUGGCUCACUGCCCGACAACUUUUUUCUCCUCAAACUGAUUGAGAAAGAGGAUCGGUGCUCGGAUCAGAGGUUGUGGUUGUGGUGCCGCGACUGCAGCAAGGCCGCCACCGACGACUGCGAGGACCGAGACCACUCGCUCUGCUCGCUGCGCAAGCUGCGCGCGGAGCAGAGCGCCACUGCGGCGGCGCGGCUGCGGGGGCUGCAGGAGGCCGCGACGGCCGUGCGGCACGCGGUGCGCGCGCUGCAGGACGUGAAGGGCGCGGCGGACGCCCUGCUGGACCAGUGGAGGCACCGGCUGCGGCGCGUGGAGGACGCCGAGGCGGAGCUGCGGGCCGCGGUGGACGCGGGUCGACUUGCCGUCCAACCAAUGCAGGUGAAGUUAGCCCAGCCGGAAGAAGUGCGGCAGUUGCAGGACGCCGCCAGCCUGCUGCAGGCCCGGUGCGCCUUGCUGGGGCAGCUGCUGCAGACGGCCAGCAACGACUGCGAUGAGCAGCCGCAGGCGUCACCGGUGCUGGAAGCCCCGCCACCAGCGGAUUCCCCUCCCAACCCGCCCCAGGAGGCCGUGCAGCGAGACGGGGCCGUGGUCAAAAACCCCGAAGCCCCUCAAGCCGGGACCGCCUUCAGUCCCUCAGAGUGCCGCGAUUUCGCAGAGCUCUGCUUGCGCACGGAGUACUCGCAGGAAAUGGCUGCCGUCCUGGAGGACCCCGGCCUGGCCAAGGUGCGCAAGCUGGUGGGGCUGGUGUGCGAGGGCUGGUCGGAGUGGUGCGAGGCCGUGCUGCUGCGCGCGGCGCUGCGCGUCGAGUGCCUGUCGCUGCACGACGCGCGUCCGGAGCACCUGACGGUGGUGGCGUGGAUGCCCGCCCUGCGCCACCUCCACGUGCACGUGGCCCCGGACGUGGCCGACGUGCCGGACCUGCCGCUGCAGCUGGAGAGCCUGGACGUGACCAACGUGCGGCGCCGCCACCUGGAGUGCGUGCAGCGCAUGCCGCUGCUGCGGAAGCUGGCGCUCGACUGGAGCGACGCCCCGCUGGAGGUGGCCUUCCCGCCCCUGCCGCCGCACCACUGCGGCCUGCGAUGGCUGUGGGUCGCCCUGCGCCCCGCGUCCAGUGUGCUGUCGCUGGUUGCGGCGCACGCGGCCACGCUGCAAGACCUGCGCAUCACGUGCGCGUCCGAGGGCGACACGCCGUGGCACUUCGCGGACCUGGCCGCCCGCCUGCGGUGCUGCAAGCUGACGGCGCUGCGGAGCGUGGUGCUGCUGCGGCAGGCGCCAGGCUUCCCCGACAACAAGCUGCCCCACGGCAAGGACUCGUGUCGCAAGCAGAAGCGCGCCGUGUUCAAGGACAUCUCGGGCGACCUGCUCGGGGCCCGCGUGCUGUGCGGGGAGUGCGACAAGUACCCUGCCUAUCCCUCGCGGGGCCCGCCAUGGAAGGACAACUGAAACUGGACUCGGAGUUGGACUGAACGUGGUCCUGUGGUGGUUGGUUGGUGGUUUGCAGCCAAGUGAACCUUGCUUUCGAGUUUACCUAUAGGUAAAGGGUAUACCCUUUCCGUGAAUAAUAUACACCAAAAUCUUAGGCGAUUUUUGUACCUUCGCCACUGCCUUUCGCUUAGGGUCAGGGCGGGGAAGACCUCGACAGGGGAAGAACUGAACACCCUAUAUUUCACUUCAAAUGCUGUCUGCACAGGCUUAACAACUAUCAUGUGACAGACCGCUGAUGCCACCACGGUAAAAACGGUUCCUGAUUUUCCCAGGAACUCCCUGGGAAUGGCUUAUGUCUUUACCAUAGGCUUCCUGGGAAAACCAGGUACCGUUUUUACCGUGACAGAACAAUCUUUGAUGGUUGUUAUGCCUGUGGAUAUGGUAUUUGAAGGAAUAUGGGGUGUUCAGCUUUUCCCCUGCCCAGUUCUUCUCCGCCCUGACCCUACAUAAGCUUUUGCAACCACUCAAAAAUGUCAACGAAGCAUCUUUGUUGUAAUUUUAAUUUUAAAGAGGUAUCUUUCGGAGCCUGGCUUGGCAAUUGUUGGUAUUCAAUUCAGCCUGCCAAUUUUGUAGAGAAUAAACUCAGAAAAGAGUGAUUUGUUUGAAACCUGCCGUGUAAAAGCACGUUUUCUAUUAGUGUUAUCUCCUGCAUCAAGUGUAAUGAGUUGAUUUAGAGCAGGAGGUGCAAUUUUGUGGUAUAGCCAAAAAGUGUUUUAUUUUGCAUGCCUUUUUUCCAAGUGGGUCAGCCUGCGUCGGCCAUGCGUAUCACUUAAAUUGUUUUUAGCUCUGCAGUAUCUUUAACAAAAAAAGAGCUUACUAUUUGACUUGCAUAUUGAUGGCAUAAUUUUUGGGGAUCUUACUAACUUGUGCCGCCUCAAGCACAGAAGGCUAUGAAGUCUGUUUUUAUUUAUGCAAUAUUGUUUAUAUUUUUCGUUAUGUUCAAUGGACCUUGUGAAAUAAAUCGUGAUAUUACAUAUCA
Molecule: messenger RNA, 2930 nt
Organism: Thrips palmi
Lineage: Eukaryota; Metazoa; Arthropoda; Insecta; Thysanoptera; Thripidae
Exons: 8
Coding region: 323-1909 (528 amino acids)
Source: RefSeq, a predicted model, not a curated record